This is a messenger RNA of Mesorhabditis belari, 1824 nucleotides long. NCBI's taxonomy places the organism in Eukaryota, Metazoa, Nematoda, Chromadorea, Rhabditida, Rhabditidae. The record is from the annotation of a GenBank genome assembly.
AUGAACGAUAAAUUGAAUACAUUGGUCUUUCAAACGGAAUCUCUUGUCGGAUUGACAUCACUAAUCAACGUGAUUUGCAUUCAUGUGGACACAAGCCAAUGUCCAUCAACGAAAACGUAUUGUAGAUUGCUCGUUGAUUUCUCAAAAACUUGCACAAUUGAUCUGAUUUCUGAUCCAUUUACAAUGAUUUGCGCGAAUGAUCAUGGAUAUGUGAUUGAUGGAAAUCCGCAAACAGUCUAUCUACCAGAAUGUGACUCAAACUUUCAAGACUUCACAAAUGAAACAGUUCAUGAAAUGUGCGAAAAAGAAUUGGGUCGAGAUUAUUUCACUUUUUAUUACAAUCCAAAAUUUGAUCUCUUUCAUUAUUAUCAAUUUAAAAGCUCGAUCUCUUUUCGAUAUUUGGAAUAUUCUGAUCCCAAAACAACAUUUGUCCUCGAAUCAGUUGAUGUGGAACAAGAAGGAAUGACAAAUAUUGAAAUGAGAGCGACGAAUUCAACUUGGUUUAUGUUACCUUUGAGUCAACGAUAUCUCUCUUAUUUCAAUCUACAUUCACUAAAUGAUUCUUGUGUAUUUGACCUCAUCAUUGGACAUCCACCGACAACUUUUCAUUUGGACUAUUCCGAUAGACUCUUGAUAAGAUAUCGAGGCAACACUGAAGCUAUCUCUCACCCACUCGAGCAACAUGUUUACAGUUUUUUUGCUCCAGAGAAUUGUCAUUUUCAUCUUAUGGUGAACACAACAUUGAUUGAACUGAUAGAAAUGAAUUUCAAGGACAAAUUGCAAGUUUAUUGUACAGGCGGAGUCGUUUCAUUGGCGGUGGCUUUGGGGGAAAAACUUCAACUUUUCAAAGCUCUUGAUGCGGUUUCUUCACCCCCAAAUCCCGCAACAGCAAAACAAGUCGCUGAAAAAGCCCAUUGUAAAGAACGUUAUGUGAAAGAAUGGCUCUCCUGUUUGGCGACAGCCGAUUUGAUUGAAGUUGAUGAGGAAGAGAGAUUUUCGAUUUCUGACGAGAAGAGACAGUUUUUGAUCGAUGAUCCAUGUGCUCCUUUUGUCCGAAUGCAAUACAUUACAGCAUUUGCAUCGGCUUUUGAUCAAUUGGCUGAUUUGAUGAAAGAAGUAUCGCCAGUUUUGGGUCUUGAUUAUGCCCAUUUCGAUGAUUAUUAUCGAUGUCGGGAUGUUUACACAAAAAGUUUGUAUGGGAAAUUCUUGAUUUCACGGAUAUUGCCGGAUGUCGGAAAGGAAAUUGUGGAUCAAAUGAAAUCCCCCGGACUUCUCUCAUUGGAUGUGGGUUGUGGGAGUGGAUUUCACUCGAUUUUGAUGGCUCAAAACUUUCCAUCUUCAACAUUCACCGGAAUCGAUAUUUCUUCGAGUGCAAUUGAGACAGCCAAGAAUGAGUCAAGACGCUUGAAUUUGACAAAUACGGAGUUUCAUGAAUGUAAUGCUGAAGCACUGCCAGAAAAUUGGAGUGAGAAAUUCGACUUUAUUACGAUUUUUGAUGCAUGUCAUGAUCAAAUGAGACCCGAUAAGAGUCUUCAAGAAAUCUAUCGAGUUUUGAAGAAAGAAGGAAUUUUUGCAAUGGUUGAAAUUGAUGGAACGGGCAAUACAAUGGAAGACAAGAAAAGGGAUCCAGAGAAAGCGUGUCUCUAUUAUGGGUCCUCGUUGUUUCAUUGUUUGCCCGUUGGAAGCAAUUCUUCAGACGCCCUCGCUCUCGGUUCGAUGUGGGGUCGAAAGAGAGCUCAUCACUUGCUCGAAUCAGUUGGAUUCACCAAUAUUCAAUGCAAAUCAUUAGAUUAUAUCUCGAAUUGUCUGUACCUUUGUACAAAA